This is a messenger RNA of Vollenhovia emeryi, 1324 nucleotides long. Its product is annotated as steroid receptor RNA activator 1-like. The record is from RefSeq and is a predicted model, not a curated record. The transcript has 3 exons. Gene Ontology annotation, cellular component: nucleus. Gene Ontology annotation, biological process: regulation of transcription by RNA polymerase II. Lineage: Eukaryota; Metazoa; Arthropoda; Insecta; Hymenoptera; Formicidae.
GCCUUUACGACGCGUCGCGGAGCAGCGACAGCUGGAGACACGUGGACGGCGGGGCGGGGUGUUUCGCCGUGUGAUAACGCGCGCGAUGAAACACAAACAAGCGUCGAAGAGCUGCAGACGCGUGUUUCAUUCAUUAACACUAGUGCACGAUCUAUCGAGUCGCUUAGAAUAGGAUCGUCGCGCGCUGCGAAGGUCCUACUCGGCAUGCAGUCGCCGCUGGGGUCCAGCGGAGAAUGAAUCUUGAUGCUCGCUGACGGCUCGGCGGAUGAACAAGGAGUCCUGAAACCACCGGCACCGAGGAAUUUAUCUGUAACGAUGUUCCCUCGCACGCGUCGAACCUAACCUAGCCUAACCUACAAGCGUGGAAAAUGGAGCAGAUUUCUGCCGAGUCCACGCCGAGCGACGUGGUUUCCAGCCAGAUAUCGUUACCGGCCACUCACAAUCCCGGAUGGAACGAUCCACCGGAGUGGGCGUUGUCCUCGUCGCACAAUUCGUCCGGGACGUCCACCAGGAGGCUCCUGAACAAGCGAGUGGCGUUUCCGUUGUCCGCGCAAACGUCCCCUCCGGGGAAGAAUGCCGCUCCGCCACCUUCGCCGAGCAUGCCUCCCAUUUUACAGUCCGCUGUGGUGCCUGCGAUAACCUCGGCUCCCCAUAAACCUCUCCUCGCUCCUACCGACAAAGACUGCACGGCAGUGAUACCGGAGUCUGACGACAAUUUUGACAGGGAUCAAGCUUUGACAGAGCUCUUGGCCAAUUUAGAAUCUGUGCUGACGGAGCAAAAGGUGGAAGAGAACAAAGUGAAGGAAAUACGAAAGCGAUUAGACACUAUGAAGUCCAGUUGGCUCGAAAAUAAACUGAACCAUACAGUACAGAGAAACAUCUGGGAUAUAUCGAAGGCUGUGCGCACGUAAUUUUCAGCGCUGCUAAGGAAAGAUGUCAAGGAAGCCGACAAGCUCCACGUUAUUCUUAUGACGCAGCAUGCAACCGUUUGUCGCACUUGGAUGCCAGCCAUCAGGAAUAUAAUUUUUGAACUGAGAAAAGAAUCUGAGAAACCCGAUGUCCCGCAACCAGAGCAGUCGCCUCUGUUAUUCGUCGACUCGAAGAAACAUUGAGUUUAUCGCCCAAAAAAUAUAGAAGACUAAAACAGUUAAAACGUUUACGGCGUACUUUACAUGCGGCCGCGCGCGAUCGACUGCAGUUCAUUACGAGGAAUAUUAAUUGCGCGAAUAAACAUGAGAGGUGUUGUAUUCAUAAAAGUUUUUUGUAUUUUUCAUUUCUCUCUUAUGUAUAUUCACAAAAGACAAUUACAUCUGGUCUUACCACA